This is a messenger RNA of Phytomonas sp. EM1, 775 nucleotides long. The record is from the annotation of a GenBank genome assembly. NCBI's taxonomy places the organism in Eukaryota, Euglenozoa, Kinetoplastea, Trypanosomatida, Trypanosomatidae.
AACAAACUUAAGAAGGGCUAUUGCCUUGCGAAUUCGCUUCUUGCUCCAGUGCUCCGACAAGAUGCCGAUUUCUGUGGUUAGGGCAAUAAAAAUUAUCGAUCAACACCUCUCUGCAAAAAAGAGACUUGAUGAUAACACAGCAAGGAAUGAAUCAUCUCAACUCCCUCCAGUAGAAAAUGUUCGAGUGAAAGGAGCGAUAUGCGCACGGAACUCUCGCGAGAUGGAGCCGCGCUUAACCCUCCCGGCGUUUUGCGUCGAAUGGCAGGGGGGGCCAUCCCCUAUUGCUAGCAACCAGAGCUCAUCCAAACGCUCUGCCGCAGAGAUUUUGAGGUUUCGGCGAGAUCGGUCUGAUCAAGCGGACGCGCAGGACGAUGCCGAUUUCGAGUUCCCUUCCCACUCUGGUGGAACUUCCUCGCAGAGCCCCUCAAAUGACCUCGUCGUCAAGGCUUCGGAUAAUCUUUCCGGAUCACAAAAGUCAAAGGCUUUGAUAGAUAAAAAUAGACUCUGCCAAAAAUGUGUUCAACACUACCCGCGUGGGGCCUUAGGUCUUCGGGAGAGUCCCUACGGGGAUCCAGGUUUCGUUUACACUGCUCUGUCGCGGCAUUAUAUGAAGGAGUCUCGUCGGAUCCGUGGGUAUACGGACUAUAUUCCUGUCGAUCACCUACGCGGUGGAGUGCUGCUCCCGGAACAGCCAAGACAGGGCGUUAUUGCAGAACAUGUUAGUCGACUUCCAUUGGAUCAUAUGUUAGGUGGGGUGAUUCUCCCAGACGCCUGA